AUGUCCAAGGCGACCUUCGCCGUCAUCGCUGCGGCCAGCGCAGCCACCGGUGCCGGGCCGCAGCAACAACUGCCUCCUCCGACCAGCGGCGCCGUCAAGGUCCCCGCCACGACGCCCACGCCAACCCUUGCUGCCAAAGCUGCAGGCCCCGUCGAUCCGUCUGGCAUCUACCAAUAUGGGUUCCCAGGCCCCGUCGCCGAUGAGCUGUCGACGCUGCCACUCACGGGCGCGUACGACCGCCGCACGCGCAAUCCCGCCUGGGUUGCCGAGCACAUCACACCGCAGUCGCUGGCCAUGAAGAACGCCGACCGCCGCCACAGCACUUUUGUCGAGGACCAGUCCAUUCCGGGUCUCUUCCGCGCCCGUCUGUCCGACUACUUCCGCUCCGGAUAUGACCGCGGUCACCAGGUGCCGGCCGCCGACGCCAAGUGGUCGCAGGAGGCGAUGAACGACACCUUUGCGUUGAGCAACAUGUGUCCUCAGGUCGGCGAGGGCUUCAACCGCGAUUACUGGGCCCAUUUCGAGGACUUCUGCCGUGGUCUCGCCAAGCAAUACCCAUCUGUCCGCAUCGUCACCGGCCCCCUGUACCUGCCGCACCGCGACCCCGACGGCAAGUGGCGCGUCAACUACGAGGUGAUUGGGAACCCGCCCAAUGUCGCUGUUCCCACCCAUUUCUACAAGGUCAUCUAUGCCGAGGACGGCUCUCAGCUCCCGCACAGCAAGGUUGCCCUCGGUGCCUUUGUGUUGCCCAAUGCCCGCAUUCCCAACGAGAAGCGUUUGUCGGACUUCGAGGUCCCGCUGGAGGCUGUUGAGCGUGCUUCCGGCUUGGAAUUUGCCGCUAAGCUGGAUCUCAGCCGUCGUCGCCGCCUCUGCCAGGAGAUCCGCUGCGAGAUUGUCGUGCGCGAGUUCAACAAUGCCCAGAAGAAGGCAUGA
Messenger RNA from Penicillium alfredii, 933 nucleotides. Its product is annotated as DNA/RNA non-specific endonuclease. Gene Ontology annotation, cellular component: nucleus; mitochondrial inner membrane. Gene Ontology annotation, biological process: apoptotic DNA fragmentation. The record is from RefSeq and is a predicted model, not a curated record. Lineage: Eukaryota; Fungi; Ascomycota; Eurotiomycetes; Eurotiales; Aspergillaceae. Gene Ontology annotation, molecular function: RNA endonuclease activity; nucleic acid binding; single-stranded DNA endonuclease activity. Bases 1 to 933 code for a protein of 310 amino acids. The transcript has 2 exons.